AUGGUGCGCGUAUGCUCCUCGCGGGCGCCCAGCCCUCAAUGCUUGGCUGGAGUGGCCCUCGGCUACAACAACGGCCUGGGCAAGACCCCCAACAUGGGCUGGAACCCCUGGAACUCCUUCUACUGCAACGUCAACGAGACCCUCAUCCAGCAGGCCGCCGACAAGCUGGUCGAGCUGGGGCUCAAGCAAAAGGGCUAUACGGUCGUCAACAUCGAUGACUGCUGGGCUGAGCCCGUGGCGUUCCCCAGCGGCAUCAAGGCCCUCGCCGACUAUAUCCAUAGCAAGGACAUGAAGUUCGGCAUAUACUCCGCCUCCACCUACCAGACCUGCCAGUUCCAGCCGGGCGGGCUGGGCUUUGAGCAGGUCGACGCGGACGACUACGCGCGCUGGGGGGUGGAUUUCCUGAAAUACGAUGACUGCAACGGUAUGGCGGGCUACACCUACCCGAAAAAUACAGGCGGAUGGAGAGAGGCCCUCAACCGCACAGGCCGGCCGAUCUUCUACUCCAUGACGAGCGGGGCAACCUGAUCAAGAUGAUCGGCAGCCGCACCAUCAAGAACAUCGCCAACAGCUGGUGCAACUUCGACACCGGGUGAUUUCAUGGACAACUGGCCCAGCUUCGUCGAGCACCUGGAUGUCGAGCCCGGCCAGGAAAACUUCGGUGGGCAGUAUGGCUGGAACAACCCUGACAUGCUGCAGGUUGGGAACGGCGGUAUGACCGACGACGAGUACCAGAGCCACUUCGCACUCUGGGCCCUGCUCAAAGCCCCCUUGGUCAUCGGCUGCGACAUUCGCAACAUGUCUGCCCGUACGCUCGAGAUCCUCGGCAACGAGGAGAUCAUCGCCUUCAACCAAGACCCUCUCGGCGAGCCUGGCCGCAGACUGCUCCACCUUAAGAACUCCACCCACGAGUACGACAUCUGGGCGGUGCGGCUGGCCAACGACGAGCACGGCGUGGUGAUGUUCAACCGGCUGGGAGUCAGCUCAGCAGUGACCUUCGAGAUGGAGAUGAUCGGGCUAAAGGGCUGCACCGGGAGCAUGCGGGACCUGAUCGCCCACAAGGACCUGGGCCCCACGCAGCCGAGUUACACGGUCGAGAUAAGACCCCACUUCGUGCACGUCAUCCGGAUCAAAGAUCUUUUCUGA
This is a messenger RNA of Hippocampus zosterae (dwarf seahorse), 1146 nucleotides long. RefSeq lists its product as uncharacterized. The record is from RefSeq and is a predicted model, not a curated record. NCBI's taxonomy places the organism in Eukaryota, Metazoa, Chordata, Actinopteri, Syngnathiformes, Syngnathidae. Gene Ontology annotation, molecular function: hydrolase activity, hydrolyzing O-glycosyl compounds. Gene Ontology annotation, biological process: carbohydrate metabolic process.